Molecule: messenger RNA, 1782 nt
Organism: Penicillium cinerascens
Lineage: Eukaryota; Fungi; Ascomycota; Eurotiomycetes; Eurotiales; Aspergillaceae
Product: Bifunctional lycopene cyclase/phytoene synthase
Exons: 6
Coding region: 1-1782 (593 amino acids)
Biological process (GO): biosynthetic process
Molecular function (GO): intramolecular lyase activity; geranylgeranyl diphosphate synthase activity
Source: RefSeq, a predicted model, not a curated record
AUGGGUCUCGACUACUGGCUUGUCCACUUGACCUGGACAGUUCCGCCCGCAACCUUACUCUCAGUGGCAUAUUGGCCUUUCUUGACGAGACUUGAGAUCUUCAAGAUACUUUUCUUGAUCACCAUUGCCGUUUUCUCCACCAUACCAUGGGACUCAUAUUUGAUACGCAACCGCAUCUGGUCUUAUCCAGCGGACGCAGUUGUCGGACUCACAAUAUUUGAUAUUCCCGUGGAGGAGGUAUUUUUCUUUGUCAUCCAGACUUACUGCACGAGCUUGCUUUAUGUUAUACUCACUAAGCAUCUGGUGCUUCCGGCUUAUUUGCUCCCAAGGUCGGGUGAUUUCACGAAAACCGCUAGACCCAUAAUGUUUUUGGCUGGAAUUGGUAUCGGCGUGAUGUUCAUCUCGAAUCAUCUGACCUAUCUCCGGCUCAUAUUACUAUGGGCCCUUCCUGUGUUGACCCUUCAAUUGAUACUUUGUGGCGACUUUCUACUCGCUUUACCGAAAAGACCUAUCCUUGCGUCCAUUUUAUUGCCUACCUUCUAUCUAUGGAUAGUGGACUUUUUCUCGCUUCAACGCGGCACAUGGGUGAUUGCACCCGAAACUAAGGUGGACAUUCGGUUUGGGGGUUCACUGGACUUGGAGGAGGCGAUCUUCUUUCUUGUCAGCAACAUGCUGGUCGUCUUCGGCCUAGUGACAGUGGACCACGCCAUUGCGAUACAGGAGCACGACACAAUGAUUUCCAGCCAGGACGAACCCCAUUCUCCCUCAUUCACCCGAAUUGCCUGGUUGUAUAUCACCAGUCAAACGAGCCCUUAUGACGUUUCCUUCCUCGAAGGAUUGUCUGCAGCCAUCAACAAAUUGGCCCAAAAGAGUCAGAGCAUGUACCUUGGCAGCGCAAUGUUCCAGGAUAGGCUCCGUAUCGAUCUCAUUCUCCUGUACUCGUUUUGCCGGGUGAUUGACGACUUGGUAGACGAAGCCCCUGACCGUGAAACAGCUCAAGCGAACAUCAAGGAAGCAUCUCAAGUUUUGCAUUGGCGCUUUUCUACUAAGCGGCCCACAAAGCCCCUCUAUGACUAUCUGGAAGUCGAAAAGAACCCCGAUCGAACCGGCGUUCUAUCACCAUUGCUGUCCUCCAUUGCGCUGUUGCCUGCCUCUCGUCUCACCCUGAAACCACUGCUUGAACUCCUGUCUGGGUUUGAAAUGGAUCUCCAAUUUUCUACUGAAAAACAGGAAUUCCCAAUUGCGUCAGAAACAGAUUUGGAAUUGUACGCCCAUCGUGUCGCGGGCACCGUCGCGGCGUCUCUUCUUGAACUAGUUUUCAGCCACUAUGAAAUGGGCGAAAGAAAGUACGAUCGCGCUCAACAAGAGAGAAUCAUCCAAGCUGGUCAGCGCAUGGGUCAGGCUUUACAGUACGUUAACAUUGCCCGCGAUAUAAAGCGCGACGCAGCGAUCGGCCGUGUGUAUAUUCCUUCUUCAUGGCUCGCAGAGGAGAAACUCGCCCCGAGCGAUGUUCUGUCAAACUCGGAUGAUGCCCGUCUUGCCGUAUUCGAAGAUCGCAUGCUCUGCAAAGCGAAGAACGCCUAUGAAUUAAGCGUAGGUGCAAUUUAUGAGUUGCCCUACGAGGCGCGGGGCCCUAUCCGGACAACGGUUGAAAGCUAUAUGAUGAUUGGGGAAAUGGUUCGGAAAAGGCGGCGAGCGGGGAUCGAGGAGGAUGGAAAGUUGAAAGUGCCUCUGUGGCGUCGGCUAAGGCUCGCAUGGUGGGAGAUGUAUGUCAGUCAAUAA